UGGAUUUAGUGGCCAUCAGUAGAGUAUGACUUAACACUCCUUCGGAAGAGUAAUGAAAGUACAAAGCAAGCAGAAGCGGUGAAAAAUUCGAAGGGUAAAUCAAGGCCAGAAAAGAACAGGAGUUCCCAUUUGAUUUCUGAUCAAAAUCGAACCAUCGCUGGGAAAUUCAAAUUCAUGGCGUCAUUUGGAUCUAUUAAGCAAGCAAUUUUCGAGAAACAAGCACGAAAGCAGCAGUAUCAGGACCAUAUACGAGGGCUCAACGCAUUCGAUCGCCACAAGAAAUUUUUGAAUGAUUACGUUGCUUAUUAUGGAAAAGAGAAAUCGGCUCAAAAAAUAUUGCCUAUUAAAACUGACCAAGACACCAUUAGAGAAGGAUAUCGGUUCAUAAUGACUGAGGAAGACGACAUGAAUCCUUCUUGGGAACACAAGCUAGUAAAGCGUUACUAUGACAAGCUCUUCAAGGAAUACUGCAUAGCUGACAUGUCCCAUUACAAGACUGGCAAGAUUGGCCUUAGAUGGAGGAUUGAAAAGGAAGUAAUAUCUGGGAAAGGACAGUUUGUUUGUGGUAAUAAGCACUGCGACCAAGAAGAUGGUUUGUCAAGCUAUGAGGUGAACUUUUCCUAUUUUGAAGCUGGGGAAAACAAACAAGCUCUAGUGAAGUUAGUAGCGUGUGAGAGAUGUGCAGAGAAGCUUUAUUAUAAGAAACAAAAGGAGAAGGAACAAUUGAAGCGAAAAGAGAGUGAAAAACACCAAAGAAAAAGGGAUCGGUCUGAGAGUGAUGAUGACACAAGUAUCAACCAUGGCAAAAGCAAAGAGAGGAGAAAAGGUAUUAUGCUGCACAGAAUUAUGCUCCUGAAUACUAUCACUUAUGGUUUAUGAAUGCGGGAUGGAGAAUUUUAAUUA
Salvia miltiorrhiza (redroot sage) is the source of this 903-nucleotide messenger RNA. RefSeq lists its product as uncharacterized. Gene Ontology annotation, molecular function: phosphatase activity. Lineage: Eukaryota; Viridiplantae; Streptophyta; Magnoliopsida; Lamiales; Lamiaceae. The transcript is spliced from 10 exons. Bases 175 to 879 code for a protein of 234 amino acids. Gene Ontology annotation, biological process: dephosphorylation. The record is from RefSeq and is a predicted model, not a curated record.